AUGAGAUCAUCCUUGGAUACAGCCGAUUCAGCUAGCAUCUGUAUGUUAAACAAGCCAGCUAAGAGGAAGCAGAGGACGCCGUCGAAAAGGACGCUGUUGAAGAAGAAGACUGCCAAGAAAGUCAAGAACGAUCCGCAAAUGUAUGUUGCUGAGGCGGAAUGGGCGCAGGACUCAAACAAGCACCGGAACAUGCCUAGUCCUGUCGAUUGGGGGAACGAUCUACGGUUGAAGAGACAGACAAGACUCAUCCAGUUGGCAGCAGAGGAGGAAGACAUGGAGGCUAUUGACAUUGGCAUUGAAGGAAUCGGAGAGUCAAACUUGGAGACAAAGAUGAUGGUUAAGGAUCCACUAUUUUCGCCACCUUCCUCUCUGGAUUCACCGUUGAAUGAAGAAUCACCCUUUGUGCUGCUGAACCAACAACAGUGCAAGCCAUAUUUGGACGAGGAAAGACAUGCCACGGCCAGUACUACCAACGCCACUGCUCCAACAGGCUCAGUCGCCAUGGUCGUCUCAAAUAAAGACAGUGAGGAAGACAUUUCCAAGAACAAGACCACCACAUCCAUCAACAUGUCCGAUUUCCUCAAUAUAGACACUGCAACUACAUCCAACACCACAUUCUCACAUAUACCUGAAAUCCCUAGGUUCCCCAUCAACAGGUACAGACAAAACGGAACUUUCGAUCUCUCCCAAACCAUUACCCCCCGCCACUCAGUCAACCCCUUGAAAAGAGUAGCCAUUUGGUCAGGCAAGGCAGACGAAACUUUGAUCUAA
Messenger RNA from Pichia kudriavzevii, 771 nucleotides. RefSeq lists its product as uncharacterized. NCBI's taxonomy places the organism in Eukaryota, Fungi, Ascomycota, Pichiomycetes, Pichiales, Pichiaceae. The record is from RefSeq and is a predicted model, not a curated record. The coding region runs from base 1 to 771 and encodes 256 amino acids. The transcript has a single exon.